Molecule: messenger RNA, 1707 nt
Organism: Gavialis gangeticus (Gharial)
Lineage: Eukaryota; Metazoa; Chordata; Crocodylia; Gavialidae
Product: keratin, type I cytoskeletal 15-like
Exons: 8
Coding region: 19-1434 (471 amino acids)
Cellular component (GO): keratin filament
Molecular function (GO): structural molecule activity
Source: RefSeq, a predicted model, not a curated record
UAGUUCCUUGUUCUAAUUAUGAGCUGUAGCAUCAGAAAAACCUCUAGCUGCUCUUAUGGAAGUGGUGGAGGUGGUGGCUUUGGUAGCUGUGGUGGUGGGAGCUCCUCUGUCUCUAUUAAAAAAUAUACCACCUCUGUAGCAGGUGGCAGUAGUUAUGGUGGUGGAAGGUUGGGUGGUGGAAGCUAUGGUGGGGGAGUAUGCAGCACUGUGUACGGAGGAGGAGUAAGUGGUGGUAGCAUUGGUGGUGGACUGGGUAGUGGCUUUUCUGGUGGUUUUGGAGGUGGCUUUGGUGGUGGCUUUGGUGAUGGCUUUGGUGGUGGUUUCGGAGGUGGUUUUGGUGGUGGGGAUGGGGGCCUUCUGACUGGCAAUGAAAAGAUAACCAUGCAGAACCUUAAUGACCGCCUGGCUGCCUACCUGGACCAAGUGCGCAAGCUGGAGGAAGAAAAUGCUGACCUAGAGCAAAGAAUCAGAGAGUGGUACAGGAAGCAAGGUCCCAGCAUCUCCAAAGACUACAGCCCAUAUUACCAGACAAUUGAACAACUCCAAAAUCAGAUCAUUCCUGCAACUGUGGACAACAGUAAAUUGCUUCUGGAUAUUGAUAACAGCAGGAUGACUGCUGAUGACUUCCGAAUGAAGUAUGAGAAUGAACUGAUCAUCCGCCAGAAUGUGGAAGCUGACGUCAAUGGCUUGCGCCAGGUUCUGGAUGAACUCACUCGUACUAGGGCUUCCCUGGAAUCAGAGUUUGAGGUAUUGAGGGAUGAGCUGAAUGCACUCAAGAAGAACCAUGCAGAGGAAAUGAGACAACUCCAGUCCCAGACUGGUGGCGAUGUGAGUGUGGAAGUCAGUGCUGCUCCUGGUCAAGAUCUGACAAAGAUGCUGAAUGACAUGAGAGAGGAAUAUGAGGAUAUAAUUAAAAAAAACCGAAGAGAAAUAGAACAAUGGUAUGAAGUCAAGAUGGAAGAGGUGAAUCAGCAGGUCACAUCAAGUGGUCAGGAGGUGCAGACAAUUAGCCACCAGCUCACUGAACUGAGACGUGAAUACCAAAACCUGGAGAUUGAACUGCAGGCCCAGAUCAGCAUGAAAAAUUCUCUGGAAAACUCCUUGGCAGAAACAGAGGCUCGUUAUGGUGCCCAGCUGCAGCAGAUCCAGGCCAUGAUCAACUGUGUGGAGGAGGAACUGGCUCAGUUGCGCUGUGAAAUGGAGAGUCAGAACCAAGAGUACAAGAUGCUCCUUGGCAUCAAGACCCGCCUGGAACAGGAGAUUGCGACAUACCGAGAACUGCUGCAGGAAGGACAGCAAGACAUUACCUUCUCUCAAGGAGGAAUUCAAGUAGGAUCCAGCAGAGGAGGUGGUAGGUCCUCCCAGUCCUACUCUUCAUCAUCCCACUCUCAGUACCAGGGUGGUGAGAUGACAGGGCCAUCAAAACAAUGCUAGGACAAAAAGAGGGACACAAGCAUCCUAUGUAUUAGGACCUUCUGGACAGACCUAUAGUCAGUGAGACAGGAAACCAAUGCAUUGGCUAAGUGUCCAUCCAAAGAAGAAGGCGGAUGCUACUAGAGCAAUUUGGAUGGGCCACCAUCUGGCUUGGCAUGCUGCCCAUUGCCUUCAUUUUGUGUUUGCUUUGUAGCCAGUCAGUUACUUUAAUCCCUUCAUUCUGUGGUUCGGGUCUACCAUUUCCUAAGAAAAUUCUCUCUAAUAAAACUUUCC